Messenger RNA from Mesorhabditis belari, 606 nucleotides. Lineage: Eukaryota; Metazoa; Nematoda; Chromadorea; Rhabditida; Rhabditidae. The record is from the annotation of a GenBank genome assembly.
AUGUGUCAAUAUUUGUGGAUACUCGGAUCAUUCCUUUCAAUUGUCGCUGCUCAAUAUGAACCCACACAAACGGAAAGCCGAAUCAGUUCCCGUUAUUUUCCCUCAUUGAACGAACUUCCCGAAGCGUCAAUAAACGUCGAUCAGACUUUGAUCAGAGAUGGACGAUCACCAGGCCGAUAUUUCUCCGAUCCAAUGUCAAUGGGUACAGGACUUGGACCAUAUGGCUCAAUGGGCGGAAUGGGAAUCUACGGAAAUCCGUAUGGAAAUCUCGGUAUGGGAAUGAAUGGAAUGAAUGGAAUGAAUGGAAUGAGCGGAAUGAAUGGAAUGAAUGGAAUGGGCGGAAUGAGCGGAAUGAGCGGAAUGGGCAUUCCCCCGCCAGGUCUCGGAGGAAUGGGUGGAUUCCCAUUGGGAAAUUCAUUUGGUGGAGGAUAUGGAAUGGGUGGAAUGUCGGGCUUGGGACCGUAUGGAGCAGCGUUGAAUGGUGGAGGGAUGAGUGGUUUGGGGAUGAUGGGCACAAAUGGAGGAUUGGGUGGUUUGGGUGGUUUGGGAACUGGAAUGGGAAGCGGAUUGGGCACUGGACUCUCGCCUUAUUUACUGAAGAAGAAA